AUGGCGGCCCAGCAGCUGGGAGCCACCCACAGGGCCUUCUGCGAGAAGGUGCGCGGGGCCAACCUGCCACUGAGCAGGCACAAGACCAAGGCGCUGGCCACGAGCAAGGAGCUGCGCCAGGCGCUGAUGCAGCAACCUUGCCGGGACCUCGGGCCAGACGAAUUUGUGGGCAUGCACAGGGACCUUGGCGGGGGCGCGAUCUCAGGGUCGCACCGCCGCGUCACGACGGCGGCCGCACGAGAACUACAGGCGCGAGCUCAGGGCAGGAAGCUCACCGGCCUUUUCCGCCCUGGGCUGGACCGUGCGAGGGUCUACCGCGCGGGCCCCGCGGCCAAGGCCACUCGGGGCUCGGCCAUCAUGGGCGUCCCGAAUGGCAGGCUGCGCCAGCUGCGUGUCGGGGCGAUCAAGGCGAGAGGGCCGCUGACCAUUGCCACCAGGACCGCGCUCAUGGCCUACGUCGAGGUGAUCUGGGCCUCGCUGCUGCCUGAGGCGGCAGCCCGCCCCUGCCUGGCCAGGGGCACGGAGCUCGCCCAGCAACGGCAUCCUUGGCGGCAGGUCAAGGACCCCAUCAGCGCUCUGGUCCUCACAUUGGAUCGCGUCGGCUGGGGCUUCUUGCAAGGCGACCCCUACCUGGUUCACGACAGCACAGGAGCAGCCUACGACGUCAGGAGGCACUCUCCCACCUUCUUUGGCAGCCUGGUGGCGCUGCAGUGCCGCGUCGCAAUUGGGCUGGAGGAGGUGGCCAGGCAGAGUCCCAGCAUGUGGGGCUGGUGCAUUCCGCCCUUCUGGCAACCGAUCCUUGAUAUGGCCAGUCAUCGGUCGCAGGUCUGGGACCAGCACCACCAGCGGGCGCUGCGCAGCCUCAUCCAGAACACCUACUGGUGCCAGGCCAGAGUGGCAGCGGCGGACAGCUCGCGGGCGGCGCCGUCCAAUUGCCAGCUCUGCGGUUUCAAGGACGGCUCGCUUUUCCACAGGCGGUUUCGUUGCGAGGCGCACGGGGCUCGGAGGCGUGACUGCUUGGAGAAGCCGCUGCGCGGGGCCGCCGAUCGAGUGGAAGGCCUAGGCUUCCCGUUCACCGACCUGUUUGCCAGGGGCCUCUUCCCUGACAUUUCGGAGUUUAUGAAUAGGCCUGUUCGGCCAGAGGCGGACUACUUCGAGAGUUCAACGAGCUGGUACACCUUGGGACCGCACCUCAACGGGCACCACGUCUUUGUGGAUGGCUCGGGCCUCGACCAGGCCUGCCCGCGCCUGCGCACCGCUGGUUGGUCCGCGGUUAUCUACGACGAGGCCUACAGGCGUGUGGCGGAGGACUACGCGGUGAAGGUCCUCACGUCGCAGGUGGCAGGGGGCAGCUAUAGGCUCUACAUUGACUGCAUGGCCACAGCGCGUUGCGCGGCCAACCCGUCGGCAGCGGCCGCGGCCAGCGGCCAGCGUGCGCACCUUCGGGCUGGCCAAGCAGAGCAGCUGCAGGACGUAACGGUCGCAAAGGUCAGGGCCCACCAGGGCCCCAAGGCUGUCGUGGACGGCCUAGUCUCGCAGUUCGAGCUGGGUGGCAACGCUCGGGCCGACAGGCGUGCCAAGCAGGACGCGACGGCGGCCAGGGCGAACCUCGGCGACACCCUCGUGGUCGAGGGCUGCCUGUCGCUGGCCCGCCUGGCGGCGCGGUUCGCUGCCGCGCACGAGGUGCAGCUGUCGCGUACGAGCAUGCUCGACUCCAUGGGAGUGGUGGCGCUGAGGCUCAUCGACCUCGGCGAGUGGCCGCAGUGGCCAGCGGAGUUCGAGGAUGAGGGCGGGGACGUGGAAGGUGAGGCCGCGGCCAGCUCCCAGGCGCCAGGUGGCAGCGCCCCGUCGGAGCCCGACGCCGCGCCUGCUGGCCUGCAACCUUGGCGCGUCGCUGGGCACGCGCUGCUCGCCGCGCCCAUUUUGUUGAUGAAAAGGCGCGUGAG
Prorocentrum cordatum is the source of this 1946-nucleotide messenger RNA. NCBI's taxonomy places the organism in Eukaryota, Dinophyceae, Prorocentrales, Prorocentraceae. The record is from the annotation of a GenBank genome assembly.